This is a messenger RNA of Rhinichthys klamathensis goyatoka, 2341 nucleotides long. RefSeq names its product interleukin 17 receptor D (gene il17rd). The transcript has 13 exons. NCBI's taxonomy places the organism in Eukaryota, Metazoa, Chordata, Actinopteri, Cypriniformes, Leuciscidae. The record is from RefSeq and is a predicted model, not a curated record. Bases 62 to 2260 code for a protein of 732 amino acids. Gene Ontology annotation, molecular function: interleukin-17 receptor activity.
AAUCCUCGGCAGAUUUCGUUCCUGUUCAUUCUCAUCAGUGGAGCUUCAUGGACGGGCAGGAAUGGCUGGAUCACGGAGACUUGUUCAUUUGUUCACGGCUUUAUGCGUGUUUCUGUGCUGCAGCGCUUCGGUGGACGGAGGAAAGAGAGGAAACUCGGAAAAAUGCAUCUACAAGGGAACGCAGUCGUCCAGCGCCGAUGAGAGCGGUCGCAAACUCGCAGUCACGUUUCGAAACGACAAUUGCUCUCUCAACUGGAAUCUGCUGGGGAAACACGCCAUCCAUGAAGUGAACAACAUCACCUACAGUCACUUGUCAUGUGACAGCCAGGCGGCUGUGGUGGUCCACUGGAUGGCCAGUCCUCUCGGUAUUGAACACGUGAAAGGAUUCAGAGUGUAUCUGGAGGACAAGAAUCCUGAGGGAAAACAGUGCCAGCACAUGAUCCUAAAGGAUCCCCGGCAGCUUAACUUCUCUUACAAAACCAUUAGGAUGAGCUCACAGCCCUUCGCCGGUCUGGCUUUCGAGGCCGACUACAUGGUCAGGAUCGUGCCGUUUCCCACGUUCCUGAACGACAGCUUCUUUCCACCGUCUUUUCUGCGCACUAACACUUGUGAAGUGCUUCUUGGCCCGGAUAACCUCGUCUGCAAACCAUUUUGGAAGCCCAAGAUGCUGAAUGUUUCUCAACUGGGAUCUAAUUUGCAUGUUGUGUUUGACCACGCCCCUUCCACAUUCGGCUUCUCCAUCUACUACCUGUAUUACAAGCUCAGGCAGGAGGGGCCCUUCAGACUCAAGCGCUGCAAACCUGAGCAAAAUGGCUUCAAAACAACAUGUGUUUUACAAGACGUCACUCCAGGAACGUAUGCAAUAGAGCUUCGUGAUGACAACAACACCACCAGAAGACAGACGCAGUAUCAUGUGAGCCAAGUGCAUUCCCCUUGGGCCGGCCCGAUCCGAGCCAUGGCCAUCACCGUCCCGCUGGUCAUCAUGUCGGCCUUCGCCACCCUCUUCACCGUCAUGUGUCGCAAGAAACAGCAAGAAAACAUCUACUCGCACCUGGACGAGGAGAGCUCUGAGUCGUCGUCUCUGACCACAGCGCUGAACGCAGACCGGCCCGGGCCCAGACCCAAGAUCUUCAUCUGUUACUCCAGCAGAGACUGUCCCAAACAUCUCGCUGUCAUCCAGAGCUUUGCCUUCUUCCUGCAGGACUUCUGCGGGUGUGAGGUGUCUCUGGAUCUGUGGGAGCACCUGGAGAUCUGUAAGGAGGGUCAGAUGGCGUGGCUGAGCCGGCGUAUCGACGAGGCUCACUUCAUCAUCACCGUCUGCUCCAAAGGCCUGAAGCAUUUCGUGGAGAAAAGACACCGUAAGGGCAAGGCCACGUCGAAGGAGAACAACCGAGAGCCGAGCGCUAGCGGAGACGCCGGGAACAGCCGGGAUCUGUUCAUCGUAGCCACGGCCAUAAUCUCCGAGAAGAUCAGAGAUGUGCAUCAGAAGUCCUCCGAUCUCUCGCGCUUCAUGGCGGUUUACUUCGACUACUCUCACGAGAGCGACGUGCCGACGUCCCUCAGCCUGGCGCCGAAGUUAAAACUAAUGGAUCAGCUUCCUCAACUCUUCGCCCGGCUUCAUUCCCGCCAGCUUAGCCUGACGGACCACGAGCCGCAGCCGCCGAACAUCAGCAAACGCAACUACUUCCGGAGCAAAUCGGGCCGCUCGCUAUACGUGGCCAUCUGUAACAUGCACCAGCACAUCGAUCAGGAGCCCGACUGGUUCGAGAAGCAGCUCAUGCCGGCGCCGGCGCCCAAUAAACGUCCCGUUCCACUUCCCGAAUCCGGGCUGGUCCUGAACGAGGUGAAACUGAAACACCCUUCGGAGAGCGACUGCCCGGUGAGGAUCCUCUCGCUGAGUUUGUCCCGGGAUGAGCUCGGGGAAGGAUCAUCGGGUCAGGACGUGGGUUUAUCCGGGCCGGUUCCGGUUCUUCACAUGGAUGGAUCCGCCAGUCCACCGGAGAUGCCCAGAGACUCCGGGAUCUAUGAUUCAUCCGUGCCCUCGUCCGAACUCUCCAUCCCGCUGAUGGAGGGACUCUCGCCGGAUCACGCCGACACCUCGUCUCUGGCCGAUAGCGUGUCCUCCUCCUCCGGACUUGGCGACGAGGAGCCCCCUGCUGUCAGCUCUCUGCACUGCUCAGGACACACCAUCUGUAAGGCAGAGCUCCAUCACAACAUCCAUCAUCACAGUGAAGGACUCAUAACCACAGCCUCCACCUAGUGGCCUUUCACUGAACUUGCAUCGCCACUUUAAUUCUAUUCAUGCCAAGCUGCCAACGUCACAUCACAAGCCCUUCAUCAG